AUGAACUUCUUCAAGUCCAAGCAGCGGACGCCGCCAGAAGUUGUUCGAGGAUUACGCGACAGCGUGCAGAGGUUGGAAUCGGCGCCGCCGGGCGAGGCUAGGCGGAAGGCCAGUGAUGAGAUAAGCAGGGGAUUGCAGCAGAUUAAGGGUUUACUAUACGGUGACGGAGAGCCCGUCCCCGAACUCCUCGCCCAGCUCGCGCAAGAGACAUACAGCACCGACCUACUCUACCACCUCGUAACUCACAUCGCCAAGUUCGACUUCGAAUCCCGCAAGGACGUCGUUCAGAUCUUCAACAACCUUCUCCGACGCCAGAUCGGUUCGCGAUGGCCAACCGUCGAGUACAUCUCGGGCAAGCGCGAUGUCUUGUUUGUCGCGUUUGCCGGGUACGAGAACGAAGAUAUCGCGCUGAAUACGGGAAUGAUCUUGAGAGAGAUGUUGAGGCACGAGGGGCUCUGCAAGAUCCUGCUGUACUCGGAACAGUUCUACAAGUUCCCGCAUUACAUCGAGACCACUACGUUCGGUAUCUCGACGGACGCGUAUUCGAGUUUGAAGGAUACGCUUACGCGGCAUAAGCCAAUGGUUGCGGAGUACUUGGAGAAGAACUACGACCGGUUCUUCAACUCGUACACCACUCUGAUACUGUCCAACAACUACGUAACGAAACGCCAGUCCCUCAAGCUUCUCGGCGAGAUCCUGCUCGAUCGCGCCAACUUCGCCAUCAUGACCCGCUAUAUCUCCAACGACGCUAACUUGAAGAUGAUGAUGAACUUGCUGCGUGAUAAGAGCAAGAACAUCCAGUUCGAGGCGUUCCAUGUAUUCAAGGUGUUCGUGGCGAACCCGAAGAAGCCACCGCAAAUCGAGAGCAUUCUGCGGCGAAACAAGGAGAAGCUUCUUGCCUUCCUGAAGGACUUUCACAACGACAAGGACGAUGAGCAGUUCACAGACGAGAAGCAAUUCCUCAUCGUCCAAAUACAGAACCUAUGA
Peniophora sp. CBMAI 1063 is the source of this 987-nucleotide messenger RNA. Lineage: Eukaryota; Fungi; Basidiomycota; Agaricomycetes; Russulales; Peniophoraceae. The record is from the annotation of a GenBank genome assembly.